GCUGGAGCUGAGCGGAUGGCUGCGGGUGCUGCAGUGCGUAGGCAGUCCAACAGCUGACGCGUGUGUGCAGUGUCGCCGUACGCGCCUAUGUGUUAGUGGCAGUGUGUGUGUGACGGGCAGUGACGGGCAGUGACGGGCCGCACGAGCCGCGGCGUGUCACCAUGCCGAUCAGUGACAAUGAGUGCGACGACUUCGAUGUGGACUACGGCGGUGCCGGUGGCUACGGCGACCUGGGCGACGGCCUGGGCGAUGGCAUGGGCGACGGCAUGGGAGACGGCAUGGGCGACGGCAUGGGCCAGCCCAUGUCCAAGGCGGAGCAGAGACGGAGCAACAAGCCGAUCAUGGAGAAGAGGCGGCGGGCGAGGAUCAACCACUGCCUCAACGAGCUCAAGUCGCUCAUCCUGGACGCCAUGAAGAAAGACCCGGCGCGACACUCGAAGCUGGAGAAGGCGGACAUCUUGGAGAUGACGGUGAAGCACCUGCAGAACGUGCAGCGGCAGCAGCUAUCGCAGGCCGUGUCCACCGACCCGCACACCCUGCACAAGUUCAAGUCCGGCUUCAGCGAGUGCGCCAGUGAGGUGAGCCGCUACGUGUCGCGGAUGGACGGCGUGGAGCCCGCGGUGCGGCAGAGGCUGGUGGCGCACUUGUCGGGCUGCGUGCAGGGCCUGCAGCAGGUGGCGCCCUUCUCCUUCCCGCCGAUGGGCCAGGGCCUGGGCCAGGGCCUCGGCCAGUUCGGCCAGGGCUUAGGCCAGGGCUUAGGCCAGGGCCUGGGCCAGGGCCUCGGACAGGGACUGUCAUCCCCCCUCAGCACCUCGGCGUCAGUGCUGCAGCAAGUGCAGCUCUCGGCGGGCGACAUCAACAACAACAGCAACGUGUCGUCCUCGCGGGUGCAGGGCGUGCAGAGCGUGCAGCUGAUCCCCAGCCGCCUGCCCACCGGCGAGCUGGCGCUGCUGCUGCCCAACUCGGGCCAGCUGUCCUCGCAGCUCUCCGCCGGCCUCCUGUUCCCCCCGGCCUCGGCCACGGCCUCGCCGGCCGCCACCGCGGCCCCGGACACCGUCAUCGCGACGCCCGUCAUCAAGGCGUCGCCGCACGCCAGCGCCUUCACGGCCGUCGGCAACCUGAGCGCGCUGGGCUCGGUGGCGGCAACCCCGCCCGCCAGCGACGCGACGUCGGGGUCGUCGUCGGGGUCCGCCACGUCCUCGCCGGACACGCCGCCGGCCUCGGCCCGGGCGCUGCAGCUGUCCCGCGUGGCCGCCGACUCGUCCACGUCGUCGGACGCCUCGCCGUGCCUGCGCGGCCGGGCCUCGCCCUCGCCCUCGUCCGUGGAGAUCAAGCUGGAGCCCAAGAUGGAGGUCGGCGCCGAGGCCCUGUGCACGCCCCGCGCGGCGCACGUGGCGCACGCCGGGCCCAGGUCGUCCGUGCUGGACUUCUCGCUCAAGCGCUGCGCGUCCGACAGCUCCGAGACCGAGGGCGACGCGGAGGCCGAGGCCGGGCCGCCCAGCAAGAUGCCGAGGUACACGCUGAGCGUCAUGUCGGCGCCGGCCACCUCCACGGGGAUGGCUGGCCUUCCCCACGGCCUCGGACACGGCCUCGGACACGGCCUCGGCGCGCCCUUCCCGGCCGUGCCGCUGGGCCACGGGCUGGCCAGGCCACUGCCCCUGCAGGCCUCGUCGCAGCCCAGCGCGGCCGAGGACAGGGACAUGUGGCGGCCCUGGUGACGUUCGACUUGCAGGCCUCGUCUUUGCGUUUUGCUUUUUGCCUUUUGCUCCGCCUCGAGGCUCGUCGCUUUGCUUUUGUCGCGAGCCGGGCGAGCAGGCAAGUCGCCGGCCUCCACGAGAGUCGGCGUUCACUGGCGUACCUGAGUGAGGGACGAGUAGGUUUGUCCUCAAACCUGCUGGAGGAAUGGCAAGUUCGUAAAAAGGCGUACUUUCGGGAGCUUUUGCGUUUGUGGCCUUUUUGACUGUUUGCGUUCUACGUAGGCUGUACUUGUCCACUGUGAACAAGUCUCGUUACCAGUAAUGUAGUGCCUUGAACUUGUGCCUAAGUUGUGGUUUUUCACUUCCCUGAAUCUAUCUGUGAUUAUAUUGAUUGCUUUAAAAUUUACUGUAUAUAUUAAUUACUUUUUAAGGAUGUGCCUUGUUCGCCACUUAAUCGAUAGUCCGAUUUUUGCCCACCUAUGUGAUAAGAGUGUUAAAUGCCAAGGCCUUUUUUCGUGAAAUGCCGCAAACUGUUUACUGCGUAAACUGGCACUGAUCUCGACAAUGAAAUGUACAAAAUAGUGUGUAAAUGUGUACUUAAUCUCUACAUCUACUGCCCCUCGCGGCGGAGCGCAACACCACAAGUGCCUUAUGUUUUUCUUGUCCUGUGGUCGGGCCAUGCCAUGCCCACCACAGGUUUCGUUUUUGUGCCCUAGUCUGGUGCCACUGGCCCAGCAAAUUGACGUGAAUUUUUAUGUACAUAGUAUGAAUGCUCGUGUAUUUUUAUAAACUUUAUAAGCUGUUACCGCUGCGGCGUGUCACUCCUUUCAAGGGACGUGUUUCAUAGCCAGACAAAAUGCGUGCCGAAAGGAAGAACCUGAGAAAAUGUAAUGUCAGCGAAAAUAUAAAUUCAUU
Messenger RNA from Thrips palmi, 2612 nucleotides. Its product is annotated as protein deadpan-like. Gene Ontology annotation, cellular component: nucleus. Gene Ontology annotation, biological process: regulation of neurogenesis; anterior/posterior pattern specification; regulation of transcription by RNA polymerase II. The transcript is spliced from 4 exons. The record is from RefSeq and is a predicted model, not a curated record. Lineage: Eukaryota; Metazoa; Arthropoda; Insecta; Thysanoptera; Thripidae. Gene Ontology annotation, molecular function: protein dimerization activity; DNA-binding transcription factor activity, RNA polymerase II-specific; RNA polymerase II cis-regulatory region sequence-specific DNA binding. The coding region runs from base 162 to 1718 and encodes 518 amino acids.